GCUCGCGGCGGAGGCGCGCAGGGGCGGUGCGCGGGGCUGGGCGCUGGCGCCAAGGGGGUUACGCGCUUCGGUUCCACUCGGCGGGGCUCGGCGCAGGAAGGCAGUGCUCGGCCCCGGGACCCCGCAGCGAGCCGGGGCCAGCCCCGCGCCCAUCCCGGCCCGCGGACAGGGGUCUCGGCCACCAUCGCUGGAGAGCCUCCCCGGAGCCCUAGCCGUCCGGGUGCUGAACACCCCCUGCCCCCGCCCGGAGAUGAGCAGCCGCGCGCAUGGCGCGGCUCCCCGCGCUGCCCGAUCACUGGAGCCCGGCGCCGGGGCGCUGCGCUGACGCUCCCUCUCGGCGCCGCCGGGGAAGCCCGCAGGUGUCCUUGGCCGCGCCGCCGCCGCCGGGAACACUCCCUGGCCCGGGCCCCGAGCCCCGCGCCCGCGAGCAGCCCCGCCCCUCGGGCUCGGCGCGGCGCAGGACGCCCCGUCUGAGGCCCCCCCGCCCGGCACGGCCCCCGCAGGCGCAGGAGCCCGGGCUCGCGGCGGCGGGCGGGAGGGCGGCCGGCCGGGCGCGCUUGUUUUCCUGCCGCCGCCGCCGCGCCCUGCGCAGCCCCCGCCCGCCCGGACGCCGCGCGCCGCUCGGCCCCGCCCGCCCUCCGCGCCCGCCGCCGGAUUUAUGAAUGGGGGGAAGAGGCCACAUGCCGCCGCCGCCGCCUCGUGCUGACCGCGCGCAGCCCCGGCCCGCCGCGCUCCGGCUGCCCUGACCGCGUGGGCCCGGCCCCGGCCCGCCGCUCCCAGGACUUGUUGCUGCCGCCGCCGCCGCCGCCGCCGCCGCCGCCGCCCGGGUUCGGCGCGGGCUGCGAGCCGGACGGGGCCCGCGUGAGUGUGAGCGCGCGCACGGCCCGUGAGCUUCCGCGCCCCGCCGGGGCGGAAGGGGUGGGGGGCGUGCCCCGGGCCCCCGCGGCGCCGCUCCGCGCCCGCCCCAGCCCCAACCACCUGUGCACCCGCGGCACCCGGCCCCGCCCGCCCGACGCCCCGGGGGCCCGGCAGGGGCAGGGCCAGCGCCGCAGAGGGGGCCGCCGCCGCCCGCCGCCGCCUCGCCGCCUCCCCCUCCCCCGCCUGACGCUGCCUCCUCGGGAAGGGUGUUUGGAGGGCAGCGGCCGCCCCGAGCCGAAGCCCCGCAGCGCUUCUUAUGAUCAGCUCGGUGUGUGUCUCCUCCUACCGCGGGCGCAAGUCGGGCAACAAGCCUCCGUCCAAAACAUGUCUGAAGGAGGAGAUGGCCAAGGGCGAGGCGUCGGAGAAGAUCAUCAUCAACGUGGGCGGCACGCGACAUGAGACCUACCGCAGCACCCUGCGCACGCUGCCGGGCACCCGGCUGGCCUGGCUGGCCGACCCCGACGGCGGCGGCCGGCCCGACCCCGAGGGCGGCGGCGGCGGCGGCGGCGGCGGCGGCUGCGAGUUUUUUUUCGACCGGCACCCGGGCGUCUUCUCCUACGUGCUCAACUACUACCGCACCGGCAAGCUGCACUGCCCCGCCGACGUGUGCGGGCCGCUUUUCGAGGAGGAGCUCACCUUCUGGGGCAUCGACGAGACCGACGUGGAGCCCUGCUGCUGGAUGACCUACCGGCAGCACCGCGACGCCGAGGAGGCGCUGGACAUCUUCGAGAGCCCCGAGGGCAGCGGCGGCGGCGGCGGGGGCGCGGGGCCUGGCGACGAGGGGGGCGACGAGGAACGCGAGCUGGCCCUGCAGCGCCUGGGGCCCCACGAUGGAGGCGGCGGCCCCGGCGCGGGCUGCGGGAGCUGCCGCGGCUGGCAGCCCCGCAUGUGGGCGCUCUUCGAGGAUCCCUACUCCUCCCGCGCGGCCAGGGUGGUGGCCUUCACCUCUCUCUUCUUCAUCCUGGUCUCCAUCACCACCUUCUGCCUCGAGACACAUGAGGCCUUCAAUAUCGACCGAAACGUGACGGAGAUCCACCGUGUGGGGAACGUCACCAGUGUGCGCUUCCGGCGGGAGGUGGAGACGGAGCCCAUCCUCACCUACAUAGAGGGCGUGUGCGUGCUCUGGUUCACCCUUGAGUUCCUGGUCCGCAUUGUGUGCUGCCCCGACACGCUGGACUUUGUGAAGAACCUGCUCAACAUCAUCGACUUUGUGGCCAUCCUGCCCUUCUACCUGGAGGUGGGGCUGAGCGGCCUGUCCUCCAAGGCUGCCCGGGACGUGCUGGGCUUCCUGCGUGUCGUCCGCUUCGUCCGCAUCCUGCGCAUCUUCAAGCUCACGCGCCACUUCGUGGGGUUGCGGGUGCUGGGCCACACCCUGCGGGCCAGCACCAACGAGUUCUUGCUGCUCAUCAUCUUCCUGGCCCUGGGGGUGCUCAUCUUCGCCACCAUGAUCUACUACGCUGAGCGCAUCGGCGCCAGGCCCUCCGACCCACGGGGCAAUGAUCACACCGACUUCAAGAACAUCCCCAUCGGCUUCUGGUGGGCUGUGGUCACCAUGACGACGCUGGGCUACGGGGACAUGUACCCCAAAACCUGGUCAGGCAUGCUGGUGGGGGCGCUUUGCGCGCUGGCGGGCGUGCUCACCAUUGCCAUGCCCGUGCCCGUCAUUGUCAACAACUUCGGCAUGUACUACUCGCUGGCCAUGGCCAAGCAGAAGCUGCCCAAGAAACGGAAGAAGCACGUGCCCCGGCCGCCCCAGCUAGAGUCGCCCAUUUACUGCAAGUCUGAGGGCACCUCUCCUCGGGAUAGCACCUACAGCGACGCCAGCCCUCCUGCCCCUGAAGAGGGGUUGGUGGAGAGAAAACGGGCAGACUCCAAGCAGAACGGAGACGCCAGCACGGUGCUGUCGGAUGAGGAGGGGGCCGGCCUCACGCAGCCCCUGGCCUCAGGCCCGGCCCCCGAGGAGCGCCAGGCCCUGCGGCGCGCAGGCACCCGAGACAGGAACAAGAAGGCGGCCGCCUGCUUCCUGCUCAGCGCGGGGGACUACGCCUGUGCCGACGGGAGCGUGCGGAAAGGCCGUGAAAAGUCCUGGAGUCUAACCAACAUAACGGGAGCCGCAGGAAGCAGUCUGGGGCUGUCUCCACUGGCAUCACGGUUCAGCUCGCCCCACCCUGCAAGGAAACUCCUGCUUCCCCCCACCCUGCACCGCCCCGCCAGCCCCCCACCCAGACACUCGGCCCCUUAGCUGCACUGGGGACAUAGCCCGAGUCCAGCCUGCUUCCUCCUGCUGUGUUCUGGGGCGCUGGGCAGGAGGCUGGGGAUUCAGGCCCCCAAGAUGCUGGACUCCAGAAUCUGGGAUCUGGGGCAACUAGGAUGAUCAGGGUGACCCCCACCACCUCCAGCCUGAGCAAAGAGGGCAGAGCUGCCCCUCUCGGGGCCACAUCUUAAUCAGGGCAGAUACACUUUGCACUUCCCACGUGGCCUCCCACUCACAAUCAUUGAUUAUGUCUGUCUGUCUGUCCAUCCCUCACCCACACCAGCGAGAGUCAGGUUGCCCUGUGGGGUCUUCCUGCUACUGUCUAGGGCAUUAGGGCCGCUUCUGGGCUUCUGGGGGGACGAGACCUGCUGGUCCCCAGCUCCGGUAGGGGGUCUGGAGUCAGCUCCCGGACUGGCUGCCUGGCUCAGGGACCCCUUCUCUCUGGGGAGCUUGGGCCCAGGUUCUGGGGUGACACCCCAGGUGGUGCCCUGCCUCCCAGCUGCACCCCGAGCCAUGGCAUCUCUGCUUCCUUGGCUUCCCUGGACCGUUGGCUGCUGCGUUCUCCCUCUGCCUCCGCCCCGCAGCCCUGCGUUCUGAGUCACCUGCCACUCCCUGCCAGCCCCGCACUCUGUCUUCCUGCCAGAACCGGAGACUCGGCUCAUUUCUAUAAUUAAGUGUAUUCAUUUACCUAACGAGCCCGCCAGCCGGGGUACACCCCAAGCAGGGGCCGAGCAGGGGAAGUGGGGACACAACCGUCCUGCCCCCCACCCCACCUGCUCCCUUGCAGGUGCCCUGCCCCACCUGGGGAGUGCCGAGCUGCAGGCAGUGCUGGAGUGAGGCUUCUGUCCCCCUGCCCCCCCAACCCGGGAACACCUUAGACAAGACACUUCCUGUUUCACCUGAUGGGAAUUAGACCUGACAGCGAGCCCAGCUGCGGCCAGGCCAGUGUGAGCGUCAGGUUAUGCAACUUGGUCUCACCAGUGACUCGGGAAGGUUCCAGCCUCCCUGGUCUUUCCAGGGUUGGGGAAGAAAAAGGGCUUGACAGCCCGGGGAACUCAGCAGGAGGCUGGGGACUUGGGGGAUGGGGACAACCUCUAAAGGUGACCAGGGAGAUAGAUUUUGUCACUGGGGUGGGGGUGGUGAAAGGCCAUGUCAGAAGCACCCCCACUUCUGUGCCCAGACUUGGGAGUGCCCUGGCCUGCAGAAUCUCCUCAAGGGGUCUCUGGGACCACCCCAGACCUGUUUUGUCUGUGGGCCCGCCUCCCAUUUGCCCUCAAAGCCAAGUCCCCCACCCCCCAGAGCAUUGAGACACAGGGUGUCUAGUUUAGUUCCUUCUGAGGCACUGGGGCAGGCACACAGGCCAGACUCUUCUCCCCCUCCCUGUUCACGGGCAGGCCAGCCCAGGACAGGCCCUGACAGCACCAGGACCAUGCGCCUGAGCCCCCUUUUCCUUGCCUUUCUGGUGCAGGGAGCCGAGGCGGCUAUUUCUGUGGCAACCCUCAAGUUGUCAAGAGCCCAAGUUUCCACGGCACCCACCGCCUCCUUCCUUCGCUUCCUCCCACAGGGACGGGCCUGCUCACGGCACCCCUCCGCUGGGCACAGAUGUCCCAGCGACAGGAGGCAGGAGAGCCAGGCUGGAGCCCCCGAUGCUGGGGAGACAGCUCCCCACAGCCCCUGGGCACCCAGGCUCCAGUGAGGGAGAGUUGGGGCCUCCUUAUCGGGACCCCUGAAGUGGGGGCUGUGGGUCCACUUCCUUUCUGACCCUUCCUCCGACUUGCCCAGCACCCCUGGAAGCGCAGAGAGCCCCACUAUGUGCAAGGGGGGAGGAGUCUGCCUGAGCCUCAGUUUACCCUGGGUCCCCCUUGACUUCUAGAAGCUUCCCCACAGGGCUGGGCUGCCCUGACAGCAGCUGUUCAUCUUCCCCUCCAGGACCCCUUCCCAGCACCCAGGGUAGUGCGGGCAGGACAGGCGGUAGCUGGUCAUUCUGACAGCCCGGGCCACACGGGUUGGGGUUGGGGACUGUCCUUACCUGCCUGGAGCCAGGGCUGGGAGCACCUUUGAAAGAAUUCCUGUGCCCUUACCAGAGAGAGAAUUUGCUGUCCCCCCCAAGGGCACUACUGUCCCAGCUGAGGAGACCCUCCAAGGGCUCACUGGCUCCCACUUCUGAGACCAGCACCUGCUGCCUCAGCUGGUGGCACUCUGCUGGCCGGCCUGGACCAGCGCCUUCACCAGCUCCUCAGGACUAUGGCAGGUCCAGGGCAUGCACGAGGCCCUGGGGACGGGGCUCAGACAGUCACCUUCCCUGCUCCCUCUGUGCCCGAUGGCAGAGCUGGGAUCCCUCUCCUCAGUGCCUUGGACCUCGUGGCUUUGGUGCUCUCUGGAGCCCUGCCAUCCCCACUGAGUCUCCUUGGGCCGGAGCUAAGGGGCCGGGGCGGGGCGGGGGAGCACCAGAGGGGCUACCGCCUCUUCCUGGCCGCCACUGCUGUCCAGAUCUUUGUGCUGGGUCCCCCAGGUCCCCGCACCUCUGCCUCUGCCUCAGCCCGAAGCCCAGGGGGCUGGCUGCCGCUUCCCGCUAACUUCUCACUCUUUGUCUCUCCCUCUCUCUUGCUGCAC
Sorex araneus (European shrew) is the source of this 5785-nucleotide messenger RNA. It is a transcript of the gene KCNC4, whose product is annotated as potassium voltage-gated channel subfamily C member 4. Gene Ontology annotation, cellular component: dendrite membrane; voltage-gated potassium channel complex; axon. The coding region runs from base 1175 to 3160 and encodes 661 amino acids. NCBI's taxonomy places the organism in Eukaryota, Metazoa, Chordata, Mammalia, Eulipotyphla, Soricidae. The record is from RefSeq and is a predicted model, not a curated record. Gene Ontology annotation, molecular function: protein binding; delayed rectifier potassium channel activity. Gene Ontology annotation, biological process: protein homooligomerization; potassium ion transmembrane transport. The transcript has 4 exons.